AUGCCGGAAUUGCCUGCACAGGCCAGGGGUAUGAGUACUGGCCGGGAUACGGACAGGGUCUAUUAUGAGCACUACUUUGCAGGCAGUGACAACACUUUGUGGAAGACAAUGGAAAGCUGCAUCCGUAUGCUCAGUCGUCGAUAUGCCAUAUCGGACCUUUCUAUUGAGCACUUUGAGAUAGAAAUCCGUGACAUCUGGUACAUCUUCAUCUUAGCGAGUCAGAACAUCGAUGUCAACCAUCCUGCCCAAGACCGGCUCACUCGUAUCGUUUUUCUGGCACGGGAGUACAAUACCAUCCAAAGGGUGGUAACUGGCGUACCGCAUACGCAAAGCGCCAUCACAAGUCACGGACACAUCUGGCAAGACCUUCCCUUUCUUAUCCAGGAUGUCCGUGAUGCUUGGAAGGGGGUUAUAACGAGCCCGUCUUCGUCCUCGUCCUCGGCACACCGUCGCAAUCUCACAGCAGGUAUUGCUAGAAUGGCGGGGGUGGGCCUAUGUGAGACUGCUUUCGGUCAAUGUGGCCUAGGAGUGAUGAAGAUGGCCCUCGAGUCACCUGAAGUCUGGUUGAUGUACGCCGGCGAUCAGAUUUCACGGCUAAGUCAUCGCCAACAAAUCGGCCGAUGGGACAUGGAGCAUCGCAAAACCAGAUUUAUAUUCUGGAAAGAGAGACUAGCAGAUAUCAAUGCCCAGGCUGUGCGAGAGAUAGGUGUGGAAGCUCAAUGCGCCAACAUGAUCACCAACAUCUGGGACAGCUUUUAUGGUCGCGCAUGUUACUGGUCAACGAGCCGCACUUCUCGGGAUAGGAUGAAAGUGGGUUAA
Messenger RNA from Truncatella angustata, 819 nucleotides. RefSeq lists its product as uncharacterized. Lineage: Eukaryota; Fungi; Ascomycota; Sordariomycetes; Amphisphaeriales; Sporocadaceae. The transcript is spliced from 4 exons. The record is from RefSeq and is a predicted model, not a curated record. The coding region runs from base 1 to 819 and encodes 272 amino acids.